Messenger RNA from Camellia sinensis, 1850 nucleotides. Lineage: Eukaryota; Viridiplantae; Streptophyta; Magnoliopsida; Ericales; Theaceae. The record is from RefSeq and is a predicted model, not a curated record.
AACAUUCACGUCUCCUCCCGUAAUACUCUCUCUCUCUCUCUCUCUCUCUCUCUCUAAAUUGCACGAGAUCCGGUGAGAGAUCCGGCAAACGUAACGAAGAGGGAGGUUCGUAUUGACGGAAUCUAAUCACCAUUCUUCUCACCAAAUCGCAAUUCAAUUCGAUCCAAAUUGAUCUGUUCUAAGCAUACGUACAUACAUUCUUCUAUGUUUGGAGGAGGUCUCGUGACAGUCCCUGUCAACAGUCCUCAUCUCCGCAAGUCUGGAAGCAGACCUGUUGUCUCUGAUCUUGGUACAAGUGAGCUGGGAAAUAGUGCUGACGAAGGGUUCUCGCAUUUAUUAGACGCCAAUGAAAUGAAGGGUGUGAGCACUCCUUUGGGCACCGCUGCCACGAUAUUGCCGUCUCCUAUUUUGCUAUGGAGAUUUAAGGUACUGUUGUUUAUCAUCUGGGGUUUCUGCUGUUGCAAGAUUGGAUGGGAUUCUGUAAUGAGAAUGAGUGUGGACUUGCGGGAUUUAUUUCUAUAUGAGGCAUUUUUGUAUUAUAAUCCUCUUCUUCUUGUGACUAUGAUGGUUUGGUUUUGGGGAGUAAAUUUAUGGGUCUUUUCCCUAUCCAAUGUCAAUUAUCCUAAAAUUUUUGACCUUGAUCAAAAUCAUCUUACUCACAGAGAAAUAUGGAAGUGUGCCACCUGGAUGACAAUCGUUGUCCCAACUAGCAUGACAGCAUAUCUGUAUCUUUAUUCUCACGGAGAAGUUUCAUUGGCUGCAUUCCAACCAGUGCUCCUGUAUGCUGCUGUUACAAUGCUUCUAAUAUUUCCAUUUGAUAUUUUUUAUUUGUCAUCUCGGUACUUCUUAUUGAGGACUCUCUGGCGGAUAGUGUUCCCAUUACAGGCAAUAUCAUUUGCUGAUUUUUUCGUGGCUGAUAUUUUAACCUCUAUGGCAAAGGUAUUUUCAGAUUUGGAGCGUUCAGUCUGUAGAAUGGUCCAUCGACAGGUUGCCACUGUUGCCUGGUUGGAAGCUGAUUCUGUUUGUGGCCACCACUCUGUUGCAAUCCCUGCAGUUCUUGUUUUGCCUUAUCUCUUCCGUUUUUUCCAGUGUCUUCGACAAUACAAGGAUACUGGGGAGAAAACCACCCUUUUGAAUGCUUUAAAAUAUUCAACCGCGAUACCGGUGAUUUUUGUUUCGGCCCUUAAAUAUCACACCGAGCAUGAUAGGUGGAUGAACUUUUAUCGGCCUUUGUGGCUUCUUUCGAGUGUUUUGAACUCUCUGUACUCUUUCUACUGGGAUGUGACCCGAGAUUGGGACUUGAGUGUCUUCACUAGGAUUUUCAAGUUCAGCAAACCACAUAUCUGCUCGCACUUGUUACAUGGACGGAAAUGGGUUUAUUUUUGGGUAAUAGCAAGCAAUUUGGUGCUGCGAUGCACAUGGACAUACAAGCUCUCUGCCCAUCUCCGCCAUAAUUACCUUACUGUAUUUGCCAUCACUGCCUUGGAGAUGUUCCGUCGCUUUCAGUGGGUUUUCUUUCGUGUAGAAAAUGAGUGGAAUAAAAUGAACACCAAAUCAAACGUUCAGCUCUCCAUGAGCGAUUUGUCGAAUGAGGAAGAGAAAUUACUAAAAUCCAACGACCACAAUGUAUAGACAAGACCAAAAGAGAGUAUCGCAGUGCCUCAGUUGCAACAGCAACAUUUUGUGGUUAAAUAUUUUUGUGAUAUUGUUCUCCAUUUGUUGGUAGAAUGGUUAUGUAAUACCCAUUUUGUUGCAAUCAUUCAUUUAUAAGAAUGUUACUUUUUAACUUUGCCGCCUUCAUAAUAGAGUAUAGGUCAAUUGAUGAUUAAUACAAUAUUCAAAGAUGUCAU